CCCGCCCCCGGGUUCCGCCCCCGAGCUGGGGGCGGGCUGAGCGGCUGACAGGAGGGGCGGGCGGCUCCUGCACUUCUAGCUCCCGGGCCAGCAAGCGCGCUUCUAGGGUUCCCGUCUGCGUCGGGAGUCCCGGUGUGGCCAGCGGCAGCCGUACGGGCGGCCGGAGUCGGCGGUGGGAUGUGCUCGGCCGGGAAGCUGCUGCGGGGCGGUGCCGGCGGCGGGGAGUGCGACGAGGACGGGGAGGCGCCGGCCGGGCGUGUUGAGGAGCGGGAGCCCGGGGCGAGCCCGCGGCGCCCGCGGCCGCAGGACGAGGGCGAGCAGGAUGUUGAAGAACCACAAAACCACUCUGGUGAACCCAUUGGAGAUGACUACAAAAAGAUGGGAACACUUUUUGGUGAACUGAACAAAAACCUCCUCAACAUGGGCUUCACAAGGAUGUAUUUUGGAGAACGAAUUGUGGAACCAGUAGUGGUCAUUUUCUUUUGGCUUAUGCUAUGGUUCCUGGGUCUGCAAGCCCUUGGACUAGUGGCUGUUCUUUGCCUUGUCAUUAUUUAUGUACAGCAGUAAAACACUGGACAUUUGGUAGUCACGUAUGGAACUGUUAGAGCUAUAUACUUGGGCUUUUUGAAAGCCAAAAUAACUUGACAUAUUUCAUAUUGUGUACUGGCUAUUUUGUAAUUUAAAUUAUAAAUGAGUGUUCUUUAAAACUCAAGUCUUUGUUAUAACAAGGAUGAAUAUAUAUUUUUGACUAUAUAUUAGCCUAUUCAAACUUUUUCACUCCUGUGAUCUGUACCUACUUUUAGAUAGUGCUUCCCUAUGCCAAAUCUAAACAUCCCAAAGCAGAGACAGGGCAAACAGCACAGCAUGGAGUUGUAGGAAAAUGGUGUAGUUCUUGUAAAGUUCCAAUAAAAACAUGUAGAAAGAAGCAGGGGAAAUGUAGCUAAGAAUAAGUUUUAAUUAGAAAACUGUUCCGCCUGCACCUAGGUUGAAAAAUCCCAUUUUGGGGAUAUUCUUGUUUCUGUUUUCUCUACCAAGUCCAAAACACAGUAAAUGGUACUGCUGUCGUGCUGUGAAGGUGGGAACGCUAGUGUCUGCAAACUGAAAAUAACAUAUUUAUUAUUGUUGGUAACAUGUUGGGGUUAGAUAUACGAUUUUACAUGUUACACUCAGGCCUCAUGAGAUCGCACAGUUUGAGACGACCCUGGUGCUAACUUCUUUUUGUGAGUUCUGUGGCCGGACGCCUGGCAGUGCCUGCCAGCCUGUGCCUAGCCACUCGUAGGUUCUUUUCUAGAGACAUUUUCAGUGCAUUUUUUCCCUAAAAGUUCAUAAUUUUAUAGUUCUUUUCUAACAAUUACUCUAAGAUGUAAAACAAUGCAUUUUCUGUUGUGGCGUGGAGUUUUCCUCCCAAAAGAGUGAUUUCUAUCUAUUUAAGAAGAAAAAAAAAUCAAAUAAUUUUUCUUUGAUAUCUGUAUUGAAGAGUACAAAAGUCAGAAUAAAAUCUAGAACUCAUGUUUAAAUCUAGAACUCAAUAGCCACUUGUAAUAUUCUAAGACUAAAGCCAAUUGGUUAGCCAUGUUUCUAAUGUAUAGUAUGGGGUUUUAUUAUACUGAAACAAGCAUUUCUUUAAAUACACUUUGAAAAUGAAAAUGACUUUGAUAUUUUCGAUUUUGUUAAAGAACCUAAAAUCUUACACUUUUGUCUAAGAACCAUCUAUUUGAACAAACUAAUUUAAAUACAAAAGUGAGGUGGUGAGGCAUUUUUGUUUGACGGGGCAUUAACUAAAACCCUGCUUUGUUAAUUUAGUUAAAGCGUGUUUACUAGGCCACUUUGUAAAGUUCUUAUUCAUGCAAUUCUAAACAUUAUUCUGCAAGAAAUUCUGAAGCAGAAAAUUGUGAGAACAUUUAACUUGGCUUUCUGAAAUUAGUAAUCCUGCACAGAAGAAUAAGAACUCAGGAGCACAGACUAUAUUGUGCAUCUCUAUAUUGUACAUAAACAUAGGCCUUUAAAUUUGGCUUUUCUAAAACCAAAGUUUGUAUUGUAUCACUGGUUUUUUUAUUGCGUUUACGAUAUUUUUGCUUUUACCUUUGCGAGCUGAGUAUCGGUGUCCCAUGUUUGGAAAAAGGUCUCCUUUGUAUACAGUAGGAUUGCAAGGUUUCAAUAGAAUCCAUGAGAUUUUUGCAUAUGUGCACAAAAUGCUAAUGAGUACAUUCUUUCCUAGUUCUACCAGGAAAGCCAGUUUCCUUUUGGAAUGCAAAAUAAAAGAUGCAGUGCACAUAAUAGCAGCUCUGGUUCUACCCGCGCUUCUUGUCAUAAGUGCUUUAAAAGAAGUCUUAGUGUCUAUUACAUCAUACCCUGACAACACUAUUCAUGUGCACACUGGUGUCAAUGGAUUAUAUUAUAGGAAAAAAUAGGGUGUAUUUGAUGUUUUUACCUUCACAUACAUUAUGGAUUAAUGUAGUAUGCUAUCAAAGUUUUUGCUUAAAAUAUAUAAAAUAUUUUCUCCUAU
Messenger RNA from Mastomys coucha (southern multimammate mouse), 2506 nucleotides. RefSeq names its product family with sequence similarity 241 member A (gene Fam241a). The record is from RefSeq and is a predicted model, not a curated record. Gene Ontology annotation, cellular component: intracellular membrane-bounded organelle. NCBI's taxonomy places the organism in Eukaryota, Metazoa, Chordata, Mammalia, Rodentia, Muridae. The transcript has 2 exons. The coding region runs from base 178 to 567 and encodes 129 amino acids.